Molecule: messenger RNA, 2370 nt
Organism: Brettanomyces bruxellensis
Lineage: Eukaryota; Fungi; Ascomycota; Pichiomycetes; Pichiales; Pichiaceae
Exons: 1
Coding region: 1-2370 (789 amino acids)
Source: RefSeq, a predicted model, not a curated record
AUGAGCACCAAUUUAGAGAAGCAGAAUCGAAGGCUUCGAAAUAUCACCAUUAGGCUUGAUCACAAGAUAAAAUGCCUUCUGGAAGAGAAUCAAAGACUUCAAACUGUACAAAGCCGACGGCCGGGAUCAAAACAGGAGGAUAAUGACGAUUUCGGCCGAAAAUUAGAGAAUCAGGCCAUAGAGUUAAACACACUUAAGUCACAAAAUAAGCAAUUGAGAGCAAAAAUUGAGAAAUUAUCUGUUAACACAGAAGCUUUGCUACAAGACAAUGCGAAACUCAAAAAGCAAAUAUACAUACAGGAGAAAGCAUUACAGAGUGAUGAUGGAAAAGACCAGAAACUCAAUCCUCAUGAAUUGCAAAAGCAUAUCAAGAGGUUGGAACUUGCGUUGGUUAAAACACGCGAGGAAGCAUUAAGCAAGGAAAUAAAAGCGUCAACUACAUUCGAGGAUUUGACAAAAAAGAAUACAUACUUAGAAAAAGAGAGGGUGAAACUUUCUAAACUUAAUCACGACCAGAACAUAUUGCAAGAUGCGAACAAAAAACUCAAAACCUCUUUAGACGGUUUACAUGGAUCGGAAGAAAAAAUUGAGUUCCUUACGCUAAAAAACGUAGAACUUCAAUCUGAAAAUACAAAGCUCAGAAGGAACGUAGAUGAGCUCAAUGAAUUAGAGGCGGUCAAUCAGCAACUUAUUGAAAAUCAUGAUUUAAAUCAGAAAGAGUUGAUGGAUGAGAUAGAAAACCUUCGUAAAACUGUUUCUUUGAAGCAGAUUCAGAUUCAAGACAUGAAACAAAAGAUUCAAAGGUUGGGACGCAUAGUAAUCAGGCAAAAUGUAAAAAGUACCUACAGAGAUUCAAUUGUGACCACAAAGGAUCAAAAUUCAGAAGAGGACUGCACCAAAGUUGUUCAGGUAUCUCAUGAAUUGAUGGAUCAGUAUCGAAAUACAAUAUUAUCUUUAUUUCCUAUUCAGGAUACGGAAAAGAUAAACAUAUUAUCUGAACUUAAGGGUUUGAAGUUCUUGACAAGUACACUAGCACAUGAUUAUUUUAAUCAUGUACGGACACUAAAAUACGAUACCUCGUUUAAAAAAGAUGUCGAAUAUGCAGUGAAGUUAAACAGGGCAAGUGCACUGAUAAGUUGCAUUUUUCAUGUUUGUGAAUACAAAAAAAGUGCUAUCUCACCCGAGACGAAAGCUGUCAUAUCAAACUACCUUUCAGACUUCAAAAAUAAGUAUGAUCAGAAGUUGUUUGAUUUUCAUGUAUCAAUAGAUGAUGCAAUUGCUGACGAGGCGUUAAAAUCAAGAGAACUUACUAUUUUCGAGUUAAGCGAUGCUUUAUUUCUUACAACAAUAACCAAAGGAAUAUUUAAAGCUAUGAAUAAGCCCAAGUUCAUAUCUUUUGCGGAGAAAAUAUCAGGAAUUGAGAAUCUCAUAUCUGAACAAAUCGAGAAGCUUAUGACUUUGAGGAAGUUAGGCUUGGGUAUUGAAAAGAGCACAGACAAUAAUAGCGAUGCAUUUAAAAAAUUUCGCCAGUUUAUCGGUGAUGUAUGCGAUAUUUUUGUCAAUUAUACAUUGGAUGAUACAGAAAUUUUCCCUGAUGAUGAAAUCAUUCAAGGUACCACAAAGAAUUUACAGGAUGACAUAAAGUCAUGUAACAUAGAAGAUGACAAUUAUUUAGCAGUUUAUUUGGAAGCAGCGAAAUCUGCAAGCGUAAACGAACAGCAGGAGCCAUUGUCACCAAACAAAUUAAAUAGGUUUGAAAGUGAUGACGAUGUCAAUGAUAAGCUUCGGUUGAAGAUUCAUCUAUUAAAUUCCAAGUUGGCAAAUCUUAGAGAAGUGGAAAAGCAACAUGAAAAGACAUCGGGAGAGUUAGUGAAGCAGAUACAGAGGACCGAAGUGCUAUCUGCAAAUUUGGAUAAAGCUGAGGGGCGGAAGGAAGAAUUAGAGCUUGAAGUUAAAAAAUUAAAGAAAAUUUUAAAAGCUGUUGGCUUGGAUUCAUGCAGUUCAGACUAUAUUGAAAGAAAAGAACAAAUACAAGCAGAACUUUCGGAUGCAAAUAAUAGCUUGUUGAAGAGCCAAAUCAGUAAGCAGAGGGAUUUAAUUGGAAAGUUGGCUAAGAGUGCAGGAAAGAGAGAAUCUGUAAAUAUGUCCGACUUCUCGAACUUAAACUGGCUCAAAGAAGACCUAGCACAAACAUUUACCGACUUCCAGACCAAGAGUCCACACAGAGUAAUACUAAACAGACUAUUUUCUAUGGAAAAUAAAUUUGAUGUUGCGCCAUUGGAUGAACAAUCAAAUGGUGAAGUACUGAAAUACUAUGCAGCCCAUAUGGGUGAGCAGAUUUUAGGUUAUCUUACGGAACAAAUAUCAUGA